AUGGAUAGUAACUUGUCGCAAGCACGUCUCGGUACUCUCGAAAAGGACCUGAACAUGACGGGGACCGAUUACAACUUAGCGACAAGCAUCCUAUUCGUCGGAUAUCUUCUCAUGCAGCUGCCGUCGAAUCUGCUUCUGACAAAGAUCCGACCGUCGCUAUUUCUGGGAAUCGCCAUGGCUAUUUGGGGAGUCAUCUCGGCCUGUCAAGCGGCAACGACUUCUUUCACUGGGAUUGGUGGUGUCUCGCUGGGUCAUCGUAUCGCCUGGUUCUAUGCUGGCAGUUCCCUCGCCAACGCAUUUGGAGGGUUGAUCGGGGCGGGCGUUCUAGGGAACCUAGAUGGAGUGCAUGGGAUCUCCGGAUGGCGAUGGCUGUUUAUCAUAGAAGGCUGCAUCACAAAUUUUCCUUCCCAAUUAUAUCCCGGAACCACAUCAUGGCUGGAUGAAGAGGAACAAGCAUACGCCCAAUGGCGACUGAUUCAUGACGCCGGUGAGGCUGAUGACACGGAGGCCGGAAAUAUAUCAGAAGCGCUUCGAUUAGUGCUUACGGACCCGCGUAUCUAUUUGUUUACCCUGUUGCAGCACACGUCGCUGUUGUCGCAGAAUUUUCAGUACUUCUUCCCGACUAUUGUGCAAACAUUGGGCUAUGGUAAUAUCGAGACCCUGCUCAUCACUGCCCCCGUGUGGAUCGCAACCUUCCUAGUCUCCCUGGUUGUGACAUGGACAUCAGGGAAGACCAAUGACCGCAGUAUCCACAUUAUUUUGUUGAUGUUGGUGAGCGUGGCAGGCGCCAUAAUCUGCACGGCCACCACCAACCUUGGGGCCCGAUUCUUCGCCAUGUUCUUCCCAAUAGCCAACAUGCUAGGUAACACAGCCUCCAUCUAUGGGAGUUACAUGUGGCCGUCAUCCUCGGGGCUGCGGUAUACUCCGGGGGGAAGUGCUACCGCAGGCGUGGCUUUGCUGGUGGCCGUGUUGGCAAUGGUGAUUCGGAUGGUGCAUGCCAAAAUGAACCGACAACUGCAGGAGCAGGAAGAAUCCAAUGAGCACGGAGAAACCUCACAGCAUCCGGUUGGAUGUCGGUACAUCCUCUAGACACUAGACAGCGUGCAGGAAUGGGGCCGCCUGCGGAAUUGGACAGAAAAAAUGAAGACAAAAACAGUGUUGCCUGGUAGGGGGGGAAGUUCGUCGGAUACGACCGGAUCGGCCAUAAGGCUGAGUCCAUGUCAAAAACGAAUACGAGACACUGUAUAUAUAACGGUCCAGGGUCUUUUUGGUCAAUAAUGCCAUUCAAUCUCGAGAUUCAAAACACAUCAUGAAAUUCUCCGUCGUUUCCUGGGCCUGCUCUUUGGCUGGCCUUGCUGCUGGUAUGUACCGACACUCCGGAAGAAUACACAGCUCGACUGACCCGGUACAGCGAGUCCCACGCCAUCGGACGUAAAUCUUGCCAUUGCGCUCUCC
Molecule: messenger RNA, 1455 nt
Organism: Aspergillus glaucus CBS 516.65
Lineage: Eukaryota; Fungi; Ascomycota; Eurotiomycetes; Eurotiales; Aspergillaceae
Product: putative MFS transporter
Exons: 5
Coding region: 1-1089 (362 amino acids)
Cellular component (GO): membrane
Molecular function (GO): transmembrane transporter activity
Source: RefSeq, a predicted model, not a curated record